This is a messenger RNA of Hydra vulgaris (swiftwater hydra), 2292 nucleotides long. RefSeq names its product speckle targeted PIP5K1A-regulated poly(A) polymerase. Gene Ontology annotation, molecular function: RNA binding; poly(A) RNA polymerase activity. NCBI's taxonomy places the organism in Eukaryota, Metazoa, Cnidaria, Hydrozoa, Anthoathecata, Hydridae. The record is from RefSeq and is a predicted model, not a curated record.
GUUAUUUUUGAUUGGUUACAAGAUAAAAUAUAAGUUAGUUUUGAUUGGUUACAAAAAGCUUGUAACUCUAUAAUUUGGGCAUUCAACUGAAAAAAAAAGUUGUAUAUCAUAAAAAGGUUGUAUGGUAUAAAAUAAGUUAAAUUGUAUGGCAGCAGAAAACGGUUUAGUCCCUAGUGAAGAUGGAAAGAAAAUGAAUUGUAGCUUUUGCAACUGUUUGUUGCCUUCUACUGCAAAAAAUUUUAUCAAUGCACAUAUUAGUGGAAAAAAACAUAUUUACAAUGUUCAAAAUCAACAAAAUAAAAAAAAUAAAAUAAAAAGAAGUAUUUACGUGAAAGGGUUCGAUCCACUCAUACCAUGUUUAGAGAAAGAGCUGAAAAAUUUUUUCAAAGCACUCCAGUGUGAAGUAAAUGAUAUUUAUGUUGAUAAAAACAUGGCAGCCUAUGCUAUUAUUGAGUUCACUGCCGAUGAGUUUGUUGAAAGGGUUAUGCAACAAGAAGAACAUUUAUUUAUGUUUUAUGGGAAACGAUUGAUAGUUCGCAGAAGAGAGGCGCAUUCAGAUAAUUAUCUAUUAUCUUCAAAAACUAAUUUAUCUAUAUAUUCAGAAGAAUUUUUUUCAGAGUUAAAUCAAUGCAUUAAUGUUGAUCAAAAAAUGGAAAUACUUUAUGCUCGUCUUCAGCUAACGCAAGAUGAUGUAGUAUUGCGACAACUCAUUUGUGAACUUUUGCAAAAUGUUAUGGAGGAGGUUUAUCCAAAAUGCAAGGUCAUGCAGUUUGGCUCAAGUGUAAAUGGUCUCGGAAUAAAAGGUUGUGAUAUUGAUUUAACUCUUUUAAUUGAACCAGAUAGUCGAGAUGAAAAAGAUAUCAUGAAUGAAGUUCGAGAAAUUAUUCAGAGGUUUGCACCAGGAUGCAAAAAUGUUUCUCUCGUUGAAUCUUCAAAAAACUGUACUAUUGUAAAAUUUCUACAUUCAGAAUCUUCACUGAGUAUUGAUUUAAGUUUGAAUAACAGGUUAGCUAUAGCCAAUACAGAACUUUUAACAACAUACAUUAAUGCUGACAAAAGAGUUGCUUUAUUGUUGUUUACUGUUAGAGCUUGGAGUCAACAAAAUAACCUUUCAGGUCGAAGUGGUUUACAGCUAUCAAAUUAUGCUCUUACUUUGAUGGUGGUACAUUUUCUGCAGCAUACUACUCCUCCUGUAUUGUCUUGUUUGCAGGAUUGCUGUGUUUUGGAAGAUGAUAUUAUCUAUGGUUGGAAUUGUUCAUUUUGCAAAAUAUGCAAGAUGAAAGCUAGUGAAAAUCAAAGAACAGCUGGUGAGCUGUUAAAGGAUUUCUUUGAAUAUUACAAAAACUUUGAUUACAGUAGACUUGCAAUAGUUAUUCAUUCAUCAAAGUUUGCUUUAAAGGAAGAAAUUCUAGAAUCAUAUCACAACUCAGUAAACACAAAUUGUGCAAUACUUGUGCAAGACCCAUUCAAGCGUUCACAUAAUGUUGCACAAAAUGUGUCACUUGCUGGUAAAGAAUUGUUUGUGCACAUGUUUACUCUUGCUGGAAAUUAUUUGCCAUAUUAUUUUAACAAACUAUUUCAAAAAACUGAAAUCAAACACAAGAAACGUAAACAGAAAAAUUACCAUCGCUAUUCAGUUUUUUUACCUAAUUGUAAACAUACAUCAAAGGAUAGUUUGCUGUGCUGCGAAGAGUUUGUUUUGAACUUGUUAAAAGAAGAGUUUAAAUUGUUUGUUGAAAAUAAGAAAAAGGUUGUGGUUCAAAAUAAAACUUUAAAAAAUGAUUUAGAGCAAGACAGGGGUAUCAAAAAAAAUGAGGGUUUCAUUAGGGCAGGAGAUUCAUUAAAACGUUUAUCUGAAGAUACAGAGAUUAGCUCUAAAAGAUGCGUUAUAGAAGAAAAUUUCUUUAGGAUAGUUGCUCAAAAGGAUACAUGGACAAAUAGAAGAAAGAAUCAAAGGGUUUUAAAAAAAAAAGAUCUUAUAGAACCAGAAGUACAACAAUCUGAUAUUGAACCAACUCAAUCAGAUAAGACUCUGUUAUUUGAUUUCUUGUUGCAUAUUGAAAAGGGAGAAUAUCCUGAUGUAAUUUGUAAAAUUAACAUCGAACCAUGUAAUAAUGAAAAUAACUUAUUACAAUUUCAAACAUUUUUCGCAGUGUUAAAAAAAUCAUUAUUAUCUGUGUUUCACUAAUAGUGUGUUUUUAUUUUUAAGUAGCUAAUUACCAUAGUUAUUUAUGGUUUCCUAUUAUAUUUUCAUAGUUAUCUAUGGUCAUUUCCACAAUAAUAAUAAACAAU